UCUCACCAGCACUAUUUAAGCUGUUCAACCUGCGUUAGACUUCGCUGACAAAGUUACACAGGCACAACCCUCAUCUCUAGCAACAUGAACUCUUUGUUGAAAUUCGCAGUUUUCCUGGUCGCAUUGAUGCUAUUUGUCAGCCAGGGUAAAUGCCUUCCAGUCCCUCAGACUGGUAGUCCUCCAGACGGCGUCCUCGAUGACGAUAGCCUUAUUGGAAGCGUCCUUAGUGGUGAUCUUCUAGAAGGCGUCCUUGGUGGUGAUCUUCUAGACGGCAUCCUCGGUGAAGAUGGCCUUUUAGGAGGCGUCCUUAGUGGUGACCUUCUAGGCGGUGUCCCCAGUGAUAAUGGCCUUUUAGGAGGCCUCCUCGGUGGUGAUCUUCUAGAAGGUGUCCUCGGUGAUGGUGGCCUUAUAGGAGGCGUCCUUGGUGGUGAUAAUGGCGUUGAGGGAUCCCUCACUGGUUGAGAUACAUCCAAGACACAAUAUUUGAUUUUAACUUUUACUUCCUAUGCACAAAGAGUUUUCAACACAAUCAAAAUUUAUUUAAUAGAAAGAUAACUUUAAGGUUAAGGUUAUCAAACAAUAAUGGAACACUGAAUUUUUUAUUAUCACGUAAGAAUUUUAUGUAUAAUUAUCAUUCAUUAUAAGGAAUAAACAUUUAUAUUAUGCAAAAACGUA
This is a messenger RNA of Homalodisca vitripennis (glassy-winged sharpshooter), 675 nucleotides long. Its product is annotated as acanthoscurrin-2-like. Bases 85 to 462 code for a protein of 125 amino acids. The record is from RefSeq and is a predicted model, not a curated record. NCBI's taxonomy places the organism in Eukaryota, Metazoa, Arthropoda, Insecta, Hemiptera, Cicadellidae. The transcript is spliced from 2 exons.